ACGCCAAGGAAACGGUAGAAUUGUCCUCCCUUGUUUUCUUGCUUGACUUUUCCCAACUCCUAUGCGACUUGGUAGUUGGAAUUUGCAUAGAAAUGAUAGAAUGCAUUGGAAAGAGAGGGAGAGAAUAGAAAACUGUAAUUCCCUCCCACCAACUCCAGCAGACAAAAACUAGAAAAAGAACAAAAAACAGAAAUUCUCCUUCUACCAGCUGGGAAUCUUGAUUUGCAAUUUGCAGUUUGUGAUCAAGAAGCUAAGAGAGGAGAAGGAAAGAAGAGAAUGUUUGGGAGGGAGUGCUGCUGUUGCUGGGACAGUCAUAGUUCCCUGUUACCAGUAGAACAACCUCAAACCUUUUCCCUGCCUUCCCCUCUCCCCCAGUGGCCUCAAGGUAAUGGUAAUGAUUUUGCAACUGGAAGAAUAUGCCUAGGGGAAAUUGAAGUAGCUCAAAUCACUCAGUUUGAGAAAAUAUGGAGCUACAGCCCGAUGUUUGAAAAAUCAAACAGUAUUACAUUUUAUCGUCCGGUGGAAAUUCCUGAUGGAUUUUCAGUUCUUGGUCAUUACUGUCAACUCGAUGAUCUUCCCUUGAGAGGCUAUGUUCUGGUUGCUAGAGAUUUGUCUGUUUCAGAUAACUUUGUUCAAGAUUCGGGGCCAGAUCUUCCUGCUCUCGAGAAGCCUCUUGGCUACACUUUGGUCUGGAGUAAAGAUUUUUGUCUUAGCGGGUCUGGUUACAUUUGGCUGCCAAAUGCACCAGACGGUUAUAAACCAAUGGGCUUUGUGGUAACCACUGAGCCUGAUGAACCUGAUCUCGAAGAUGUUAAAUGUGUUCGAGCUGACCUCACUGAUGAUGCUGAAACCUGCGACACAAUCUUUAGUACUGGCUCAAUCUUGUCGAAGACCCAACUUCACGUUUGGACAACAAGACCCUGCGAGAGGGGGCUGUUGUGUAAUGGCGUUUCAGUUGGGACGUUUUUCUGCAGUAGUUCUGGAGAUGACCUUGAUAUAGCCUGUUUGAAAAACCUCGACUCUUCUCAGGCUGCAAUGCCAAACCUGGAGCAGAUUCACGCUCUCAUCAACCACUAUGGCCCAACCGUUUACUUCCAUCCGGAUGAGGUUUAUUUGCCUUCAUCAGUUCCGUGGUUCUUCAAAAACGGUGCUCUUUUAUACAAAUAUGGAAUGAAUGGUGGCAUAGCUGUCGACUCUCUAGGCUCAAAUUUGCCACCAGGGGGGGAAAACGAUGGGGAAUUUUGGCUUGAUUUGCCAGAUGAUGACGAUGAAGCUAAGAAUUAUAUCAAGUGUGGCAAUAUUGACAGUGCUGAACUGUAUGUUCAUGUAAAGCCAGCUUUAGGGGGGACUUUCACCGAUAUUGCAAUGUGGAUCUUUUGCCCCUUCAACGGCCCAGCCACCUUAAAACUAUGGUUGUGGGAUUUCGAAAUGAACAAAGUAGGCGAGCAUGUUGGUGAUUGGGAGCAUUACACUCUACGAAUUAGCAACUUCACCGGAGAACUUUGGUCGGUGUAUUUCUCUGAGCACAGUGGCGGUGAAUGGGUGGAUGCCAGUGACCUGGAGUUUAUCGAGGGAAACAAGUGUAUAGUAUACUCAUCAAGAAAUGGCCACGCGAGCUUCCCUCAUGCUGGCUGUUACCUUCAAGGCUCUUCGGUUCUUGGAAUAGGAGUAAGGAAUGAUUGCGAUACGAGCAAGUAUUACCUGGACUCAAGCACCAAGUAUCAAAUCAUUGCAGCUGAGCACCUCGGAGUGGGAGUCGUUGCAGAACCGCCUUGGUUACAGUACAUGAGGGAGUGGGGCCCUACUAUCGAAUACGAUUCCACAUCUGAGGUGGAUAAGAUAAUCAACCACCUUCCCUUCUUCAUUAGACUUUCAGUGGAGACUCUCUUUGAACUGUUCCCAACUGAACUAUAUGGCGAGGCUGGGCCAACAGGACCAAAAGAGAAGAACAAUUGGUUUGGGGAUGAAAGGUGAAGCAGAUCGCAUUUAAAAGCACCAUGAUUACCAUGAAAGCUGCAGAUUACCUAUUGGUAAUGUGAAAUUGUAAAGAGAACAUUUUUUUGUCAGCUUUCUGUGCUAAUUGUUGUCUGUAUGUAAUGCUUAUAGAAGAUUUGAGUGCAAUGAUAUAGUACUUCUGUUUAGUA
This is a messenger RNA of Ipomoea nil (Japanese morning glory), 2144 nucleotides long. RefSeq lists its product as uncharacterized. NCBI's taxonomy places the organism in Eukaryota, Viridiplantae, Streptophyta, Magnoliopsida, Solanales, Convolvulaceae. The transcript has 3 exons. The coding region runs from base 277 to 1974 and encodes 565 amino acids. The record is from RefSeq and is a predicted model, not a curated record.